AUGUCCAAACCACUCGUCUCACACAUCUACACGGCAGACCCUUCAGCCCACGUCUUCAACAACAAACUCUACAUCUACCCCUCCCACGACCGCGAAACAGACAUCGCCUUCAACGACAAUGGCGACCAAUACGACAUGGCCGACUACCACGUCCUCUCAAUGUCCGAAAUCAAUGGCCCAGUAACAGACCACGGCGUCGUGCUCCGCGACAAAGAUAUCCCCUGGGUCUCGAAACAGCUUUGGGCGCCCGACGCAGCAGCCAAGAACGGGAAAUUCUAUCUCUUCUUCCCGGCUCGGGACCACGACGGCAUUUUCAGGAUUGGUGUGGCUGUGUCGGAUAAACCUGAAGGGCCUUUCGUGCCGCAGAGUAAUUUCCUUGAGGGAAGUUAUAGUAUCGACCCGGCUGUUUUUGUCGAUGAGGAAGCUGGCGGUGAAGCGUAUUUGUAUAUCGGUGGGAUUUGGGGUGGACAGUUACAAUGCUGGGUUGAAGAAGAGGGAAAUGGAAAUGACUCUGAGUGCGGAGAGAAGAAACUCGUCUUCGAUGCCUCGAAAUCAGGUCCCCAAGAACCAUCUGGUGAAGGUGUCCUCGCUCUCUGUCCGCGCGUUGCACAGUUAUCAGAUGAUAUGUUGAGUCUCACGACGCCGGUGCGUGAACUCCAGAUUCUGGCUCCCGAGACGGGAAUGCCUAUUCUUGCUGAUGAUCAUGAACGGCGCUUCUUUGAGGCUGCGUGGAUGCAUCGCUAUAAUGGGACGUACUAUUUCUCGUAUUCGACGGGUGAUACGCAUUUCCUGGUUUAUGCGACUGGAAAGUCGCCUUGGGGGCCUUUUACGUAUCGGGGGAAGAUUCUUGAUCCUGUGCUUGGUUGGACGACGCAUCAUUCUAUUGUUGAGUUUCAGGGGAAAUGGUAUUUGUUUUAUCAUGAUUGCGAGUUGUCUGAGGGAGUUGAUCAUUUGAGGUCUGUUAAGGUCAGGGAGAUUGUUUACGAUGAGGAAGGGGACAUUCAUCUUGCGCAGUGA
Penicillium canescens is the source of this 1017-nucleotide messenger RNA. Its product is annotated as glycoside hydrolase family 43 protein. The record is from RefSeq and is a predicted model, not a curated record. The coding region runs from base 1 to 1017 and encodes 338 amino acids. Lineage: Eukaryota; Fungi; Ascomycota; Eurotiomycetes; Eurotiales; Aspergillaceae. Gene Ontology annotation, molecular function: hydrolase activity, hydrolyzing O-glycosyl compounds. Gene Ontology annotation, biological process: carbohydrate metabolic process. The transcript has a single exon.